AUGCAUGUCUACAUUUUGAAAACCCUUCUCGCACCCACCUUCUUCUACUCUCACUCUACUGUGCAUCCAAUUGCAAAACGAUUUCUGCGAGUGUCGAAGAUGGCGAUUUGUAGAUGUGGAAUGGAAACAACAAAGUUGACCUCAUGGACGGAUCGUAACCCAGGAAGGCAAUUUUUGAAUUGUUCAAUAUGUGGGUUCGUAAGGUGGGUUGACCCUCCGAUGUGUGCAAGGGCAUUGGUGGUGAAUCCAGGUUUGAUAAGAUCAAUGAAUCGAUUGGAAGAAAGGGUUGCGAUUGCAAGUGCAGAACUGUGGAACUAUCGGCUGAUCUUGUUCUAUUCAUGGAUGUGUUUUUUGUUUUUUUUAACAAGUAAGGAUUUGGAUGGGAAUAGGAUUGGGGGGGGGGGGGUUCUUUUGUACGCAUCUAACUAG
Lactuca saligna is the source of this 429-nucleotide messenger RNA. NCBI's taxonomy places the organism in Eukaryota, Viridiplantae, Streptophyta, Magnoliopsida, Asterales, Asteraceae. The record is from the annotation of a GenBank genome assembly.